CCAGCGGCGACCCCGCGUGCCUCACCAUACCGUCAUGUACGGAGCUGGCAUCAGAAUAAUAUAACCUAGCGCUUCUGCAAUUUGUGUGCCAAAAAAGUGUCAAAAAACCUAAAUAGUGAAUUCAGUGCAGUAUGGAAAUAUACAUAAUUGUGGGAAUGGCUGUGUUGAUUUACACUUUUGUGACAUUGAUCUUGAAUAGUGAAUGCUGGAAUGCAGACCACCAGAAGUGUCAGUGCGAGGAGUGCAAAAGCCUGUGUCAAAGAGCGUUCACCCCUUCUAUUCUGUCUGUGUCGUCGCGUAUCGAUGUGAUCGAGCGGCCAUAAAGCGAGAGCUACCAUUCGGCUAGCUCCUGUUUUUUCUUUUCAAUUCAAAUACAUUAAAGUGCCAAAAAGUGCUCAAUAAACAAGAUUAAAAGUGAAAUAAGAAUGCGAGAGUGUGCUUAUAUUACCAUGGUAGUAUAACGGGCAUGGACCCGUUGGCGAGGCUUAUGGAAGGCGCGCCGCUGCCGGGCGUCCUGGGCGCUACUAGGGACGCACGACCGCGUGGAGCUCUGGUCCACGCCAGCUUGGCCGCCGCGCCGGCUCUCGGCGACAAGAAGGGACGCCAUUUGACGGGUACAUUCUGCCUGACCGGUGACACUAUGGAGGGCAUCAUACAGUGCCUCGUGUUUUUGAAAGCGUUUUCGUUGGUCGGCGGCGAGUUCGACAUGGAGUUGAACUUUGUGAUACAGGACGCGCAAAACAUUCAACACAUGCUCGAGCUGCUCGACCACUGUCCGCCGAGCUUACAGGCGGAGAUAUGGUCGGUGUUCAUCGCGAUCCUGCGCAAGAGUGUGCGCAACCUGCAGGCGUGCACCGACGUGGGCCUCAUACACCACGUGCUGCAGAGGUUGCCGCGCGCGGAGACCGUCGUCGCCGACCUGCUCAUAGAGAUGCUAGGCGUGCUGGCCAGCUACAGUGUCACAGUGAAGGAGCUUAAGCAAUUGUUCAACGCUAUGAAAGCAGUCAAUGGCAAAUGGCCACGCCACUCCGCCAAGCUGCUGAACGUACUCCGCCAGAUGCCGCACAGGAACGGGCCGGACGUGUUCUUCAGCUUCCCGGGCAGGAAGGGAUCGGCAAUAGUACUGCCGCCGCUCGCCCGGUGGCCCUACGAGAACGGCUUCACAUUCACCACGUGGUUCCGACUCGACCCUAUCAACUCUGUCAACAUAGAGAGGGAGAAACCCUACCUUUACUGCUUCAAGACGAGUAAAGGCGUCGGUUACACGGCUCACUUUGUAGGGAAUUGUUUAGUUUUAACGUCAAUGAAAGUCCGGGGCAAGGGUUUCCAGCAUUGUGUCAAAUACGAAUUUCAACCGAGAAGAUGGUACGCGAUAGCUGUAGUGUAUAUAUACAAUCGAUGGACCAAGAGCGAGAUCAAGUGUUUGGUCAACGGUCAGCUGGCUUCCAGUACGGAAAUGGCCUGGUUCGUCUCUACUAACGACCCCUUCGACAAAUGCUAUAUCGGCGCGACGGCGGAGUUGGAUGAGGAACGAGUGUUCUGCGGACAAAUGGCCGCCAUAUACUUGUUCGGGGAGGCGCUGACCACGCAUCAGAUCUGCGCCAUGCAUAGGCUCGGUCCUGGCUAUAAGAGUCAAUUCCGAUUCGACAAUGAAUGCAACAUCAGUUUGCCGGAGAACCAUAAAAGGGUGAGCGAGACAGCCGCUCCCAAGCUUGACAACGCUGAAAUCCCCCCCAUCCCGCCUGAUCCCGUUGAUAUUGCCAUUCCGCAAUCCCCCGAGCCCCAGUCUAUCGAUAGCGCUUCGCCGACUGAAGAUACCAGGACCGCAGUCGCGGAAGAAGCAUGCGUAGUUGUGAAGGAAGAUGCGACACCACGAGGGCGGCGAAUGGCCGACGAGGCGCGCGAAGUGGCCGCCGCGCAUGCGUCCCUGCUCGUAGAUAUUGAAGCAUGCAAGCGUGUGUUAUACGAUGGCAAACUGUCUUCAGCCAUUGUGUUCAUGUACAACCCGGUGGCGACAGAUGGACAGCUGUGCCUACAGUCGGCGCCUAAGGGGAAUGUCUCGUAUUUCGUGCACACACCCCAUGCGUUGAUGCUCCAGGAGGUGAAAGCUGUCGUAACGCAUUCCAUCCAUAGUGCGUUAAAUUCGAUCGGUGGAGUACAGGUUCUGUUCCCGCUCUUUGCACAGUUAGAUCUGCCACACGAUGCACCAGCUACUGAUCCCAAACGAGAUCCCAUGCUUUGCUCGAAACUGCUCGGCUUCGUAUGCUCCCUAGUAGAGUCGUGCAGCACAGUACAGCAACACAUGCUUCAGUGUCGUGGUUUCCUGGUAAUCUCUCACAUGCUGCAGCGGUGCAGUCGGGACCACCUCACCCCAGACACGCUAGCGUCAUUUCUGCAUCUAACGAAACAUCUCGUGACAUGCUGCUCUCCUAAUUCCGAUUUACUACUCAAACAGUCUUUCUGCCAAUCUUUCCUCACCUGGCAGCUGCUGGACCACAUACUGUUCAAUCCCGCUCUGUGGAUACACACCCCCGCGGCGGUCCAGGCGAGGCUGUACUGCUACCUGGCGACGGACUUUCUAGCCGACGCUCACAUAUACGGCAGCGUGAGGAGAGUCAGCACAGUUCUUCAGACCGUGCACACCUUGAAAUUCUACUACUGGGUCGUCAAUCCGAGGGCGAAAAGCGGAAUCACGCCCAAGGGACUCGAAGGCCCACGGCCCGCACACAAGGACAUCCUCACGAUUCGAGCGUACAUUUUGCUUUUUUUGAAGCAGCUGAUCAUGAUCGGCAACGGUGUGAAGGAAGAUGAGCUACAAUCAAUACUCAACUAUCUCACUACUAUGCAUGAGGACGAAAACCUGCACGACGUUUUACAAAUGCUAAUAUCGCUUAUGUCGGAGCAUCCCAGCUCGAUGGUGCCAGCCUUCGAUGCCAAAGGCGGUGUACGAACCAUAUUCAAGUUGCUCUCGUCGGAAAGUCAACUAAUAAGACUUCAAGCUUUGAAGCUGCUUGGAUUCUUCCUGAGCAGGAGUACACACAAACGCAAGUACGACGUGAUGUCGCCGCACAACCUGUACACGCUGCUGGCGACGCGGUUGGGCGCGAGCGGCGAGGGCCUGGCGCUGCCCGUGUACAACGCGCUGUACGAAUUGCUCACCGAGCACGUCGGCCAGCAGAUACUCUACACCAGCCACCCGGAGCCGCAGCCGCACUUCCGACUCGAGAACCCCAUGAUAUUAAAAGUGGUGGCGACACUGAUCCGCCAGUCCAAACAGACAGAGCAGCUGCUGGAGGUGAAGAAGCUGUUCCUAUCGGACAUGACGCUGCUGUGCAGCAACAACAGAGAGAACAGGCGCACCGUGCUGCAGAUGUCUGUCUGGCAGGAGUGGCUCAUAGCGAUGGCCUACAUCCACCCGAAGAGCGCGGAGGAGCAGAAGAUCUCGGACAUGGUGUACUCGCUGUUCCGGAUGCUGCUGCACCACGCCAUCAAGCACGAGUACGGCGGCUGGCGGGUCUGGGUCGACACGCUCGCCAUCGUCCACUCCAAGGUGUCGUAUGAAGAGUUCAAGCUGCAAUUCGCGCAAAUGUACGAGCACUACGAGCAGCGGCGCGCGGACAACAUCACGGACCCGGCGGAGCGGCAGCAGCGGCCCAUCUCCACCAUCUCGGGCUGGGAGCGGCCGCCGCGGCCGCGUCCGAACACGCCGCCCGUGUCGGCCGCGCCGACCGCGCCGACCGCUACGGUCGCGCCAGCUGCGCUGCACCACGCCGCGCAGACCGAGAUCGGCGGCGGCCUCUCGCUCCGGGAGGUGGAGCCGUGCGGCUGCACGAGCUCUGGUGAGACCGACGACAGCGACGGCCGGACUACACAGGUGCUCUACAGUGAAGUGUGUAAAGUGCAUAGCCCUGUUAAGCAGACUGUAAAUACCGAAGUGCCCCGAGUCGACGGUUGUGAUAGUGUUAAAUGUACGAGUAGUGAAAUCGAGCACGCGGUCGACGAGGAACCGCCCGCCACCGAGGAGAAGUUACUCAAUCCCGAUAACGAAUUAGUGCAAUCUAUUAUUAAUGAAACCAAUCUCCUAGAAAGCACCGAGUCCGGAUUCGAAACGGUAGAAAAUUCGGAGAAGACGGAGAAGCCCUUGACUCGACAAGGUAGCCUCGACUACAUCCCCGUUAGAGACGUGGGAGAUGUCGUGUUAAAAGAUGACAACACAGACAAGAGUGAAGGUAUCCCUUCGAGUUUGUCCGCUAGUGAAACCGCGAGUCCCGAGAGGGUCGCAGAAUUAAAUAUAACGACUGAAAGAGAAUCAGAAUUGUCAGAUCCGUCCGAGUUAUAUUUAACUCCGAGCGAAGCGACUAGUCCUAAGAAAACACAAGAUAAGACUGAAAAUAAUGCUCCAGAUGGAGUUGGAAGCGACGACCCGAAACACAUCGCAAUAAAUAUUGUAAAUGACGUAUUGACGAUUGCUUUAGAAACUGUAAGAUUAAAAACUGACGAUGAUACGGAUUCCGGUGCUAUCUCUGGUGGGUUACAUUCCGAAGGCAAUACUCCUAAUGGAAGAGAUGACUUUGAGCAGGAGAUAGAGGAAAUUAUUGACGAGAGAAGAACUGCCGAGUCGAUAGCAAAUGACCUUAUUAAUGACGUUAUUUCUUCGGUUCUGACGAAAUGCGAAGAGACAAAUGAAACAGUGCCCAGUACGACAGAUGAUAAUAGUCCACAAAGAGUAAUACCAUCUGAUCAUCCACAUGAAGGCAAUGUUUUACCUCUUGAUGGAGAAUUUUUAGUAAAUUCAAGACAAGACGAGUCAGAAAAGCGAGAAACUGAUAUAACUAGCAAUGUGUCUGAAGAAAAUGCAAAGAAUGAAAGCCAAAGAAUAGAAAUACCAGUAUCAGACGAGCAGAAGACUCCUGUUAUCCCUCCCAUUUCGACGAUUAGUGAGAAUAUCUCAUUAGCUAAUAAACAAGAACAAGAGAAUGAAGAAGAAAGAAAUCGUGAGAUUGAAAGAGACAAAAGACGCGUAAGUCUACCUGGUGAUAAUGAAAUGAAGCAAGAUGGCAAUAGAAAUGAUGGUGUAGCUACACAGGGUACUAACACAUCGACAUCACCAAAGAGGCCGCGAAGUGCAUCCACUAGUACGCAAGUGGACUCGAAUCAUUUUGAGACAAAACGACCAUCGACUUGCACUCGGCCUAUGUUCUCGCCGGGUCCAACGAGACCGCCAUUUCGUAUUCCUGAAUUUAGGUGGUCUUAUAUACACCAAAGAUUACUUUCUGAUGUAUUAUUCUCACUUGAAACAGAUAUACAGGUUUGGAGAAGUCAUUCGACGAAGUCAGUGAUUGACUUCGUGAACAGCAGUGAAAACGCCAUAUUCGUUGUGAACACGGUGCAUCUCAUUAGUCAACUGGCGGAUAAUUUGAUUAUCGCCUGCGGUGGACUGUUACCUCUUCUUGCGUCAGCGACUUCACCCAAUAACGAGCUAGACGUGAUCGAGCCGACCCAAGGCAUGCCGGUAGAGGUGGCGGUGACCUUCUUGCAGCGGCUCGUCAGCAUGGCGGACGUACUUAUAUUCGCGAGUGCGCUUAACUUCGCAGAGCUGGAGGCCGAGAAAAAUAUGUCCAGCGGUGGGAUACUCAGACAGUGCCUCAGGCUGGUGUGCACGUGCGCGGUGCGCAACUGCCUCGAGUGCAAGGAGCGCCAGCGCUGCGCCGCGCGCCCGCCCGCGCGCCGCGCCGCCUUGCACCACCAGAGCGUCGUGGCGAGCCUCGCGGACAGCUCGAGUCCCGUAAAGGAUCCAGAGAGGCUGCUUCAAGACAUGGAUGUAAAUAGACUGAGGGCCGUCAUAUAUAGAGACGUGGAGGAGACGAAGCAGGCGCAGUUCCUGUCGCUGGCGAUCGUGUACUUCAUCUCGGUGCUGAUGGUGUCCAAGUACCGCGACAUCCUGGAGCCGCCGCCGCACGCCGCCGCCGACUGCGGCCGCCGCCCGCACCACGCCGCCGACCACCAUGCAGCGGGCAGCCGGCCGCUGUUCCCGCAGUGGUCGCACCACGUGUACCCGCAGUUCCUGCCCGAUCACAACGGCGAAGAUGUGGAGUACGCAAUGAUAGUGGUCGACGAAAACAACUCCACUAUUAACGAUCUGGACUCGCCUUCAAUGAAGGAGUCGGAGGGAACGGAGGGUGUCGCGAAAAUUGAGACCACCACAGACGAACUGAAGCCAAAUACCGCUGCUAAGGUGGACAAGCCGCAAGCUACCCCCACCUCGGAAAAAGAGGAGCCACUGUUCAAGUCGAGCCUCCGCGUCAAAACACAAAAGCCAAAGCCUCCAACCGCAAGGUCCAAAACAUUGUCUGGGAUUACGGUGUCUGUGGUGAAUUUGAGUGUGGACUCGAUCGAGGAUGCCGGUUCUUUUCAUCUCAACUCGACAGAAACUACCAACAACGAUCCCGAAACGUCAAGCGAGAUCGCCUUAGAUGACAACAAGCAUCCGGUGAGUAACGACGAGUCGUGGACGGACGUGAAUCUGAAUGAAGACGGCGAGAGAGGCCCCGCCACCAUCACCGGCAGGACCCGGGACCACGAGGGGAACAUACAUGAAGAUAUAGACAAACAAAUACACAUGCGGAAUUCGGAGUCACACCACCACCUACAGCAGCGGCAUCAGAACAGGAACCUGCAGGCUGCUCAGAGGCACUUACAUCCGGAGGAGGCGACGGUUGGGUCUGGGCCGGCGGCGACGACUGGGCCGGGGGCGGCGGGGGCGGCGGCGGGCGAGGGCGCGUCGCGCGAGGCGUCGCUGACGCGCAAGUUGGAGACGGCGCUGGGCCCGGUGUGCCCGCUGCUGCGCGAGAUCAUGCUCGACUUCGCGCCUUUCCUGGCCAAGACGCUGGUCGGCAGCCACGGCCAGGAGCUGCUCAUGGAGGGGCUCCAAACCUUCAAAUCCAGUACUUCAGUCGUGGAACUGGUAAUGCUGCUGUGCUCCCAGGAGUGGCAGAACUCGCUACAGAAGCACGCUGGACUCGCGUUUAUAGAGCUGAUCAACGAAGGCAGACUGCUGUCUCACGCCAUGAGGGACCACAUAGUGAGGGUCGCCAACGAAGCGGAAUUCAUUCUAAAUAGAAUGAGAGCGGACGAUGUGCUUAAACACGCUGAUUUUGAGUGCGUGUGCGCGGCGCAGGGUGCGGAGCGUGCUGAAGAGGAGCGCGCGUGCGAGCGUCUGAUCGCGGCGGCGCGCCGGCGCGACGCCGCCGCCGCCGCGCGCCUGCUCGACAAGCUGCGCCACGCCGCCGCCGCGCGCCCGCACCACCCGCCCGGCGCGUGCGGCGCGCAGUUCUGGAAGCUGGACUCGUGGGAGGACGACGCGCGGCGGCGGCGCCGCUUGGUGCCAGACGCGCGCGGCUCGCGCCACGCCGCCGCCGCGCUGGCCCGCGACCCCGCGCCGCUCACGCCGCACGCGCCGCCGCCACCGCCGCAGCCGCUCGACGCCAUCCUGCAGGCGACCGAGGAGCUGCACGCGCGGCUGGGCGGCGCGGGCGGCGCUGGCGGCGCGCGCGGCGCCCAGCUGCCGACGGCGGCGCACGCCGAGCUGCUCGACGACGCGGAGCUGCUCGUCGACGACCGCGACAUCGACGCCGACCUCACCGGUCCGGUGAAUAUCAGCACGAAGGCGCGGCUGGUGGCGCCGGGGCUGGUCGCGCCGGGCACCGUCUCGCUCACCUCCACGGAACUCUAUUUCGAGGUCGACGAGGAGGACCCCGAGUACAAGAAGAUUGACCCCGAGGUACUGAAGUACUGCGAACACCUUCACGGAAAAUGGUACUUCAGCGAGAUACGCGCGAUCUUCUCGCGGCGUUACCUUCUACAGAAUGUCGCCAUAGAAAUGUUCCUGGCCAGCCGAACGUCCAUAUUCUUCGCAUUUCCGGAUCAGGCGACGGUGAAGAAGGUGAUCAAGGCCCUACCCCGAGUCGGCGUCGGCAUCAAGUAUGGCAUCCCGCAGACCAGACGCGCAUCGAUGAUGUCCCCGCGGCAACUCAUGCGCAAGUCCAACAUGACGCAGAAAUGGCAGCGUCGAGAGAUCUCCAAUUUCGAGUAUCUCAUGUUCCUCAACACCAUUGCUGGUCGGACGUACAAUGACUUGAACCAGUAUCCGGUGUUCCCGUGGGUCCUCACCAACUACGAGAGCGAAGAGCUAGAUCUCAGCCAGCCGUCCAACUACAGGGACCUCUCUAAACCCAUUGGUGCUCUGAACCCGAGCAGACGCGCUUACUUCGAGGAACGGUACAACACAUGGGAGCACGAGUCCACGCCGCCCUUCCACUACGGAACCCACUACUCGACCGCCGCGUUCGUGCUUAACUGGCUCGUCAGGAUUGAACCGAUGACGACGAUGUUCCUGGCGCUGCAGGGCGGCAAGUUCGAUCACCCCAACAGACUGUUCUCGUCCAUCGCGCUGUCCUGGAAGAACUGCCAGAGGGACACGUCUGAUGUCAAAGAGUUGAUCCCAGAACUGUUCUUCCUGCCGGAGAUGCUGGUGAACAGCUCAGGCUACCGGCUCGGUAUCCCGGAGUCGCCGUCCGGCGACGUGAUCCUGCCGCCCUGGGCAUCCUCCGCCGAGGAGUUCGUCAGGAUCAAUAGGAUGGCGCUAGAGUCAGAGUUCGUCAGUUGCCAGCUGCACCAAUGGAUCGACCUUAUAUUCGGAUAUAAACAAAGAGGACCCGAAGCCGUACGAGCCACGAACGUGUUCUACUACCUCACCUACGAGGGUGGGGUGCGGCUCGACCAGAUCACGGAGCCUGUGACGCGGGCUGCCGUCGAGGACCAGAUCCGCAGCUUCGGGCAGACGCCGGCGCAGCUGCUGAGCGAGCCGCACCCGCCGCGCGCCUCCACCAUGCACCUGGCGCCGCUCAUGUUCGCGGCGGCGCCCGACGACGUGUGCCUCCGGCUCAAGCUGCCCUCCAACGCGGCCGUCGUCCACGUCUCCGCCAACACGUACCCGCAGCUCGCCAUGCCCGCCGCUGUCACUGUGAGCGCGGCGCGUGCGUUCGCGGCGCACCGCUGGGUGGGCGGCGGCUGCGCGCACGCCGGCCACCACGCGCACCACGCGCACCCGCCGCCGCCCGCGCACCCGCUCCUCAUGGACCCCGUGUGGGCUGCGGGCGGUGCGGCGGCGCUGGCGCGGCGGCAGCUGGGCGACAACUUCUCGCAACGCGUGCGCGCGCGCUCCAAUUGCUUCGUCACCACCGUCGACUCGCGCUUCCUCAUCGCCGCCGGCUUCUGGGACAAUAGCUUCCGCGUUUUCUCUACAGAGACCGCCAAGAUAGUACAAAUAAUAUUCGGCCACUACGGCGUGGUGACGUGCGUGUCGCGCUCCGAAUGCAACAUCACCUCCGACUGCUACAUCGCAUCCGGCUCCGAGGACUGCACCGUCCUGCUCUGGCACUGGUCGGCGCGGCACGGCGGCAUCGUGGGCGAGGGCGACACGCCGGCGCCGCGCGUGUCGCUGACGGGGCACGACGCGCCGCUCGCCGCCGUGCUCGUGUCCGCCGAGCUCGGCCUCGUCAUCUCCUGCUCGCUCAAUGGGCCGGUGCUGGUGCACACGACGUUCGGCGAGCUGCUGCGCGCGCUGCCGCCGGCAGAGGGCGUGGCGGGCCCGCGGCAGCUGGCGCUAUCCCGCGAGGGCGUGGUCGUGGUGGCGUAUGCGCGCGGCCACCUCGCCGCCUUCACGCUCAACGGCCGCCGCCUGCGCCACGAGACGCACAACGACAACUUCCAGUGCCUGGCGCUGUCCCGCUGCGGCGAGUACCUGGUGUGCGGCGGCGACGCGGGCGUGGUGGAGGUGUGGCGCGCGGCGACGCUGGCGCCGCUGUACGCCUUCCCGCCCGCCGGCGCCCCAGUCACCUCGCUCGCGCUCUCGCACGACCAGAAGUUCCUGUUGGCCGGCCUCGAGAACGGCUCCCUGGUGGUGUUCCACAUAGACUUCAACCGGUGGCACCACGAAUACCAGCAGCGGUACUGAGCCACCGCACGCGCUAGUUUUAAAUAUUAACGGUCGCAUGAAUUGAUCAAAACAGAACCGGUUCACGUACAGUAAUGACCAAGUAAUGUCCCCUUUAUUAUUAUACUCCUAAAAUAAAUUUAUUUGUACCCUCUCUCGUUCUAUAAUUUGUGUUCUUUUAACCAGAGUUUAUGGUUAAAUGUCAAAGAUAACCUAAUAUAUUUUGCCACAAGUAUACUAGUUCUGAUUUGAUAUUUCUGCGACUACAACAUUCAAUUACACACUCGUUAUAGGAAAAUCUAGUGAACCAGAAUGGUGCCACCGUCGCGGUUGUUAGUAAAUUACAUUGUAUUGUAACAGUAGGUAGGUAGCACAUUGUCCAAACCAUGAGUCCUGUUUGGUUUGACCGAUGUGGUGAGCCGUACGUUAACUUUGCAUGACCAUAGCGUUGGGUGAUGGAAACACUGAUAUUGUUCUUUAAUCAAAAUAAAAGUUGCCAGUCCAUUAAUAAAAAAGAAAAUUAAGACAAAAAUACUUUUUGUAAUAUAAUUUAUUGUAUGUGAAAUAUCUAAUCAAUUAAAUUAUUCGCUGACUAUAAAUGUUAUAAAGAUGGAUGAUCUAAAAAUAAUUUUAUUAAAGGACUCUAUUAAUAGGCAUAAUGUUGUCUGCAGUGUCUGUGAAUAUUGCAACACUAAACAAUUUACAUGUUGUCUAAAUGAAACAAAAUGACAUUUAUAACCUAUUACCUUUUCCAGAGACAAAACGAUCUCAAUAAAAAUAACAUUCCAUUAAUUAAAAAAAAAAUUGACUUAUGCCAUUUUGUUCCAUGAGAUUAGAGCAGUAUUUUAUUAAUGCGUUACUUACAUUUUUAGCGGCAGUUACUUAUUAUUUUAAGUGUAAUUUUUUUUUUAAUCUAUUGACAUUCCAAUUUACGUAUUAUUAAACUCUUAGAACAUUAUAAAUGUACUUAAUAAUUAUUUUUGUUAUACAAUGUAAUAAUUUGUUCUAUGUAAGAGUGCCAUAGUGUAAGCGAUUUUAAUUCACUAUAAACGUAAAUCGGCAGCUUUAUAAUUUUUAAUCGAAAGUAUUUAUUAAUAAGAUCUCGUAAAUUGACGUCCAUUAUUGUGAUUAUCAACUAUUUAUCUGAGAUUCUAUGUACUUACCUAUUAAUAUUUGACAUACAGUGCAAUAUUUUAUUUAAUAUCCUAUUAACUUAAUAUUAUUUCUACCACCAUUAUUAACUUAAGUAAUUGCUAUAAAUUAUCUUUAUAAAUUAUAAUAUUUGAAAAUAUUGGUAAAGUUAUGUAAUAUACUUAAGUUACGGAGCUCUUUAAUGUGAAAGAUUGUCAAUGACAAUUUUUUGCUAACAACAGGAAUGGCUUCCUACUGUAUUGUGACGUCACCUCUCAAAAUGGAAGGUGAAAAAAAAAAAGAAAUUUAAUUUUUUUUAAAUAUCUCGAAUUACUUACCCCUGUAUUUUAAAUUACUUCUUUUUAUUAAAUUACUUAAACAAGCGAAUGUUAGUGCCGUUCCUAUUUUUAUUUUGCUCGCAUUGUAUGAUAUUUUCGACCAUAAAGUAUUUUGUGAAUACAUUCCGUUCUAUCUGUGGUGAUGGGUACAAGUACUUAAACUUUUAAAACUUUUAUGCAAAAUUGACAUUGUUAUUACCUUACUUAGUUUUUGAUUUUUAUUAAAUGGUUAUAUUGAAAUUA
Molecule: messenger RNA, 11706 nt
Organism: Galleria mellonella (greater wax moth)
Lineage: Eukaryota; Metazoa; Arthropoda; Insecta; Lepidoptera; Pyralidae
Gene: rg
Product: neurobeachin
Exons: 55
Coding region: 467-10015 (3182 amino acids)
Biological process (GO): intracellular protein localization
Cellular component (GO): cytosol; membrane
Molecular function (GO): protein kinase binding
Source: RefSeq, a predicted model, not a curated record